This is a messenger RNA of Papaver somniferum (opium poppy), 703 nucleotides long. RefSeq lists its product as uncharacterized. The transcript is spliced from 2 exons. The coding region runs from base 71 to 703 and encodes 210 amino acids. The record is from RefSeq and is a predicted model, not a curated record. NCBI's taxonomy places the organism in Eukaryota, Viridiplantae, Streptophyta, Magnoliopsida, Ranunculales, Papaveraceae.
UGUACCAACUACAACAAGACAGAUAACUACCAACAAACACGGCGUCUUGAAGCUCUUGAACUGCUUUGACAUGGAUUGUGAGACACCAUGUUCAUUCAGGUUUGCUGAUGAUAAGAUUAUAGAGUCUACACCGGCAAAGCUGGCUGGUAUAUUUUGCAUGCAGAGGAUUGGAAGCAGAAAGGGUCAGAAGCUGUUAAAGUACUAUUGUCCUAGUGAUUUGACUGACAAUGUUUUAUACAGCAAAUACUUCACCGAUAUCAAAUCUACAAAGCAUCAGACGACGGUGACUAAGACGAACAUUUUAGAGAAGAUAAAACAACUUAUGGCAAAAAGGAGAAAAAGUGGGAAAAGAAAGAAAGUUGAUGAAAAGGAUCUAGUUUGCCUGAUAGGUCUUUAUCUUUGCUGUGUAUUGUUUUUUGGCGACAAAAAUGCCAAUGGAGUGAACGCGAAAUAUCUUAGUAUCGUUGAAACUUAUGAUACGGUGCUCAAGGUGUCGUGGCCUGAUUUAAUACACGAGCACUUGUUUGAAGAGAUUCAUACUAAUCUUAGUUGUUUGUCAAAUGUGAAGGCUUGUGUGCAAUACCUACUGUUAUUGUUUGCUGAACACACGCCAGCAGGAUUAAUCCCGAAAGUUGAGAACCACGAGGAAGAUAUCCCGAGGGUUGGGAGAUGGGAUAUAUACCAGAUUUCUGAUUACAUUUGA